GUCACUGCCAUCAUCUCAGCUGUAUAGACUGAUAAUUUAUCAUUGACAAUUUAUCAUGACAUUAUCAUUUUGAUCUUUUGAGCCGUCAGUAAAUAUUUUUAAGUAAUUAUAAAAAUGAUUCAUUAUAUACUGGUUUGCACUAUUUCGCCUGCCACACAAUCAUUCUUUAGCUCCGUGAUACUAAAAUCAACUUUAGCCUUAGGAAAUAGCCAUGGGGGAACAUUAAAGCUCGUUUCUUUAAUGUUAUAUUCUUCUGAUUUAUCUUUUAUCUUCCAUCCAAAACCAUUUCCCUUAAAUGUGUUAUACUCACAGCAUUCAUUUAAAACACUUUUGCAGUAUUUUGAUCCCCAGAUCCUCUAAGACAAAUCCAGUAAGUACAUGUUUGUCCCUUCUGAGCUCUAGUGGGCUUCUCCCUAUUCAACCAGCACUGCAUCACUUGGAGUUGACCUCAUUGCAGCAAUGCUAAGUCUCAAGGCUUUGUUUUGUAUGCUAUCAGUUUUAUUUUAUUUGGCUGCUGCCCCAUAAACAAAACACCCAUAAUCGAUUGCUGAGCUCAUCAACACUCUAUAUCUAUUAAUGCUUAUCUGCUCCCCAGUUGUAUCCAGAUAUAGCCUAUAGUUCUCAUUAGAUUAAUUAAUUUUUUACAUUUUGUUUCUAGUUUUUCAACAUGUAUCUUCCAUGUACAUCUUUCAUCUAGCCAAUCUCCCAGGUAAUUGAAUUCCUUUACUUUUUCCAAAAUGGGGCCUGAGGUACAUCUAGCAAGACUCACUGGUUGAAAGUUUAAAUCCCCAAUUAUAUGACCGUUGUUAUACCUUUAGAAUAGCCUCCCCAAUCUUUCUCAGCACACUUGCCUCAUCUCUCCCCCUGAUCCAUAUAGCUCCAAGAUGUCAAGAUAACCGAGACAAUGAAAUACAUGACAUCCGUUUAAAUAUUUAAAAAUAAAUAAUGUUCUUGACAUAUAGGCUACCGUAGGUUUGUGGAUGAUAAAUGUACACGUCUGCCUCAAUAUACAAUAUAAUCAAAACAUAACUACAGAAUGUUUAGUUGAGCCCUUAUUAUAAGUCCUGUGCAUCUCUUGUUCAUUUUUUUGUGGAAUAUUAAUAUCAUGAGGCUUAGAUUUGCUUGCCCAUGCAGAUUUACUGGAAACUGUAAGCGAUAAUAAGUUUGAAGUUACCGCUAUAUGCUAUGCCUUUAUUUUGGAGAUAACAUGUUUGACUUCCUAUAGUAACUGGCUAGUUGCUCUGCUCCACGCAAGGGCCACGAAGAAGUAAAAACGCAUUAUAAAAAGCAUUUUGAAUGUUUACCGGUAUGGCCAUUGUGUCAAGAUGUAGGCAGAAACAUAAUACAACCAGAGGUGGGUUUCGGUAAAGUUGGCUUUAACAAAUGUUGAUGUCAAAAACUCGCAUGCGUAUAAAACGACAUUGACGACAAUCCAAGGCGACUGACGACAGGCCUACCAUUGCGCAUGUGCUCGCUGGUUGUUGUCAGCGGUGGUUAUGGAGAUGAGAUGGGACUGCAAGCUGUCAACAUUACGGUGAUGUUCGUGUAUCCACCAGAGGGAUGCCCAGGAAGAUAGGAUUCAUUGUGGUCAACUCUUCAAGUCAUGAGGACAACUUCAGUGCCAAGGAGCUCAUGGUCCAUGCACCCACAGUCAAUGGCUGGAGAUCCAGCAGGCUGUGCUCCUAUCCUCAGCACAUCACCCUCCAGCUGGUGGAGAGAAGUAGGGUGAGGAAGCUGCAGCUGCUGGCCCACCAGUACCUGAUCCCAGCCAAGGUGGAGUUCCACAUUGGAGACACCCUCCCUGAAACCAGCACCCCAGGGUUCCCUGGGCAACUUCGCAGACUCGGGUACGUGUCUUUGUCGGACAAUGAGAAGACAGGCUUCAAAGCUCGGGAGCUGAAAUCAGUCCAUGUAGACGCCAUCGGAACAUACCUGAGAAUAACCUUCCAUAGGAACUAUGUCAACCGUUACAAUCCCUACAAUCAGGUUGCUUUGGUUGCCAUUAAUAUUCUGGGAGAUUCUUUGGAUGGCAAUGCUUUUAACACAAUUCCAAGCAGAGAGCAGCUGAUCGAACACUACCUCAACAGUACCCAGCUGGAAGCCGCCUUGGACAAGACGUUCAUGGGCAAAUGUGAGUCCAUCUCCCCCUUGGACGACCUGGCCUUCGACAUGUACCAGGACCCCGAAGUUGCCCACAUCAUCCGUCUCCUGGACCAAAAGAAGCAGGACAUGGUCCGGCAGGAGAAAUACGAGACGGCCAAGAAUCUGAAGCAGGCUAUUGCAGACCUGCAAAAGGUGGGGGAGCGUUUGGCUCGAUAUGAUGUGGAGAAGCGAUGUGCCAUCGAAAAGGAGGACUAUGACCUGGCCAAGAAGAAGAAGGAGCUGAUGGAGGAGUACAGGAGGAGCGUCUACCAGCAGCUGGAGGUCCACAACCUGCUGGACAUGGCGAUGAUCAAGAGGGCAGCAGAUUCAUCCCCAGCCCAGGAUCCUCCCUCCCUUCAGCCCUCUCCAGGUCACUGCUCAGUCCCCACCAAGCCCCUUGUGUCCACAGACACAUUCAGGAAGGGGGAAACAACUAACGCGCCUCAGAACCUACAGUCAGACACAGGAACUGUUGCACGCAAACUAAGCAGCCAACCUGAUACACCGUGCACCCCUGCUGCUGUACCCAAGAUAGAUGUUACCAGUGUGCCUUAUGAUGAGAGGCCGCUGCCCGCCCUUCAGAGGAAAGACCGACCUGUGGAGGCCAUCCAGAGCCCUGCAGAGCAACGCUCCCCCCAACCUGACGUCCAACAAACUCCACACAGCCCUGAGAUGAGCGGAGAGCCAGAGGCCAUGACGGAAAAGGCCCAGAGAGAGGCUGGUUUUCCAAUAGAGGUCUAUGGAGAAAGCCUGGUGGCUGGGAUGUAUUCCAAAACAUGGUCCUACAGAGAGGAUGCUCUGCUGGCUGUGUACAAGAAGCUUUUGAAGCUAUCACCCACCACCCCCAGGGAGGAGCUGAGAAACAUGAUAAGAGCUGCAGUCUUCCUGGUCAAGAAGGCCCUGCUGGAUAAAGUGUCAUCUGUUUUCCAUGCCUCCUUGAAGCUGCUGCUGCUGCUGCUGAGCCAGCUGAUCCCAGGUCUGGGGCUGGGUCGGGCCGAGUUGACCCACUGCUUGGAGCAGACCUGGCCCAACCUGCUGGCCAGGACUGGAGACUCAGCUAGCCGCCUCCGGGUCACGGCCACUGCCUUCAUACAGGAAAUUGCUGUUUUGAAGAAUGUACGUGCCCUGCAGGUAAUCCCUGUUGAGGUGGCGAAGCCCUUCAAAUCCAACUUCCCCUCUCGUCUGGCUCAGAGUCAGGCAGAGGUGCUUGAGAAGCUACUGGCUGAGCUGGGUACUGAGAACUCUGGCUUCACCCUGGACAAUGUCAUGACGUUCUGUACAGCAGCUUUGGAGCACAGUGCCUCAGCGGUUCGAGAGCUGGCAGUGCGCAUCAUCUUAUCCAUGUACCAGCAGCACAGAGCUGCUGUUCUUAGCUACCUUCCACCCAACAAUGCUGCCACACGAAAGAACUUCCUUUACAAAUCCCUUUUCGAUGGCUUUGCCAAGAUUGACGGAAAGCUGGUAGAGACUCAGACUCUGAAGAAGGGAGAUGGUCAGCAGGAUGGGCAAAAAGAGAAGGAGGAGAUCCACUCUCUUCAGGAGCAGCUGGCUGCCUUGAAAGAGAUCACAGAGAGGGGGAAUGAAAGCACCAAAGGACAAAUGCCCAAGGAAGAAGCUCCCAAAGUUGACAAAGAGUCCCAAAAAGCUGGAAAAGCAACUGUCACAAAAGUGCCCCAGAACAAGGUAACCAACAGUGUUGACGUCCAACAAUCUACCAACUAUCUGGACAACCUGUGUAUAUUCUGCGGUAAAAAGGAUGAGUCAUUCACAGAGGAUGGAUUGGACCUUCACUACUGGAAACACUGUCCUAUGCUGAGACGCUGUGAUGAAUGUAGACAGGUAGUCGAGAUAGCCAGCCUCACAGAGCACCUACUGGGUGAAUGUGAAAGCAGGUCCAAGUUUAGCCAGUGCCCACGCUGCUCAGAGGCCGUGGCCACCGAAGAUCUGACUCGCCAUGUCCAAGGUCCCGCCUGCAACCCCCCCAUCUCGGGUAAAGGCUCCAACCACUGUCCUUUGUGUCACAACAAUUUCAUGCCUGGAGAGGAGGCCUGGAAGGCUCACCUCAUGGGCAGGGAGGGCUGUAAACAAAACUCACGCAGGACUGCGGUGUCCCAGAGAACCCAGCCAGCACAAGGCAGGGCUGUCGGUGGAGCCAAGCUGAAGCAGGCCUGGUCGGUCGGGGCCAGAGCCAGACCCAUGGGCAAGGGAAGCCGGAUCCCAGCCCUGGCACCCCUGGCCAGAGGACAUACACCAGGGAAGCAUUGAAACUGGUUCAGAGCACCCCCACCCCACCCUGCCUCCCUUACACCCAGAGGAGGAACCCAACUGCAACAAACACCCCUGAUGUAACCCCACCCCACUCCCGUAUUUCCCGGCCCAGAGCGUUCCUGCAUAUCGGCACUUUUAGAAAACACAUCUGAUAGGUGUCAGAUGUGUUCACUGACAUAUGCAAUAGGAUUUUAAAGGCCAAUACAGACUUGUGAUCUAAGCCACCGAUAUAUUUAACAUCUUUUUAGAUUAUCAAAAAUGGAAUACCCCAUCUUAUAAGUUUAUGUGCAAAUUGGCAUUACAACGUGGUGUUGUAUCCACUUAUUGAGACACUAUAGAUUUACUGUAAUUCUAGUCCUUUUCUGAUCAGUGACAGAAAAUCCACACAGAGAAGAGACAGCUGGACUCAACGAUGUUAGACCUUUUGCCUCUUUUGUCUAUAUGUCAAGCAUCUGGCGUUACACAACUGCCAGACUUGUAAACAUGAGCACAGUGUGUGCUGUUUACUGAUAUCUCCUUACAGGAUAUCUCGGUUUUGGAUCUUAUUUUUCAUAUCGCUUCACUGCCGUUUGGAGCCUCCAUAGUGGGGAAUUGUAUUGUCUGGUAAAUACCCACGUCUUACAAACUCCACACCCUCGAUUUGCAAUGCGGGCUUUCUGUUAUAAAUGAGAUAUCUCUGAGCCCAUGCUGAGAUAACCCUGAUGGCAUCACUCUGACAUCAUCAGGGUUAGUUUCUCAGACUUGACAAAGCUCUUCCAGAGAAGACAUCAUACAACUGUUUUCACAGGCUCGUAAAUGAACCUUUCUGUGUAAAACUUAUCAAGGUUCCCUCACUGUCCAGCUAUCCAAAGCUGCUGUAAAUGUGAACAUUUUAUUUUAAAAUGAUAAAAAAAAAUUGGCAAUUUUUAGAAAUAAAACUAGAAUGAGUGAUCACCUGUGUAGAAUCUGUGUCUGCACAGGAUGAAGGGGUUAAGAGCUUCCCAUGAAUAUGUAAUCAGUCACUACAAGCAGAAGACUUUCCCUCCCUUGGCAACACUCCAGCAGACGAUGCUUCAAUCCUAAAGCCAUUGACAACCUGAGUGUAGCUUUGCUGUCAGCUUCACGCUCCGCCAUGUGUUUACAUUUUUCUUUUUAUUUCUUGUCUUAAAUAAAUUAUAUAGAAGAAAUGAAGUAGCACUUUGCCAAAGGGAUGAUGCUUCACUGCUGAAUUUUCAGUACAGUAUGGACUUAAUGUAUUUUCCUGCUUAAUGCCUGCUGACAAUCUUGAGUAGAUGGCACAGUUUUAUAUGCUCUACUAGUCUAGUGAGAGACACAAAGCCGACAUUUUAACUUUAACGAGAAAAACACAAUGGAGAUGAAUGUACUGUAUACAGUAGAAUUUGUGUAGCACCUGUUUUUCUUCAAUUCUACUCGUUUCUGCUGAAUAUGACUUAGGCUGACCCCAACAAACAGUUUGAAGCACAUCAGUGGCUUUAAACUGAUUUUAACCACAAACUCAGAGUGUAAGUACUCUGACAAUAAUUCGCAAGAUUUAUAGUUAACGCUGUAAUUUUACGACUUCUGUUGUACUACACAGUGUCAUGACGAUGUUGAUUGGAAUAUAUCUGUGAUUGAUCUACAGCCAAGAACUAACAGAAACAUCCUUAAAACAGUCUGAUGUGUUUACAAAUUGUAAUAUUAGGAGGAUACAUUUUUUAUUAAUCUGAGCGAUAACAGUAACUCUUGUAUUAGUGGAGAAACAUCUUGAAUAUAGUUGGUGUAUAAAAUAGUAUAUUUGGUUUAUUAGCCCCCAAUCCGUCAUCUUGGCUUUAAUGUGCUUCUGUUUUGAGGACUAUUGCAACAGUGGAUAUUUUAUUGCGUUUUUUUAUGUGCAUAGUAGUCAGUAUUUACUGAAUAAUAUUUUUGACAUCAAAUGGAUAUUUUUUUCUGCAAAAGUAUCUGUAUUUGUUUAAAUAAAGCUACAUUAAGCUGAACAUUGCAGAUGUGGUUUGACAUGACAAAAGGUUUCUGAUACUAUUUAAACUUAAGAGUUGAAGUUGCCUGUGGUUAGAAGCUCUAACUGCCCUCUAUUUAGCAAUCAGAUGAAACUAACAUACUGUAAUAUACAAAAACACAUGUUUUGCAGUUCUGCUAAACAAAGUUGUAGUUGCCUGCAGAACUUGAGAUCUUGUCAUCGCAUGCCAAAUCUUCCCCAGUAAUGUGCUGUUCUCCAGCUGUUCAUACAUCAAUAUGAAUCAAAUACUGUAUUUACAAAGUUGACAGAGAGCUCCAGUUUUAUUUACAGUAUCAUACAUAAAGCUACAGUAUUACAUCCCUUUAGUUUCUUUGGUUUUUGGCCUACCUCUGCAAAUCAUACACAAAUGAAUUAACACUUAAAAAUGAAAUAAAAUAAUAUAUUAACUUAAGAAAAUCAAAUCAUUUGAUUUUUACAAUGUCAGUACCCUAAAAAAAAAACAAUCACUCAACUAUGAACUGUUUGUUCUGUGCUAUGUGCUGAGUCGUAUAUAUAUAUUCACUUUGACAGUCACUGAAAUCCUGAAAUUAGAAAUUGACAAUAAAAUCAGCUGUUUCAGAGGAACACCUGGA
Messenger RNA from Siniperca chuatsi (mandarin fish), 6996 nucleotides. RefSeq names its product centrosomal protein 104 (gene cep104). The transcript is spliced from 22 exons. Gene Ontology annotation, cellular component: cilium. Lineage: Eukaryota; Metazoa; Chordata; Actinopteri; Centrarchiformes; Sinipercidae. The coding region runs from base 1561 to 4407 and encodes 948 amino acids. The record is from RefSeq and is a predicted model, not a curated record.